UCCUACCUUUCUCAUCGAAGUGACUAAAAGUUUCUUCUGUUUAUUGGAUCGUUUUUGACAUUCAGAAACCACAUAGCCGUAGUUAUUUGAGAAUAAAGCGAUCUUUCUUUUUAGAUACUUAGAAAUAUCUUCUAUCCUCCUUUCUUAUCUCACACUGGCCCCCUCCUCUUCCUCCCCCCCAGCGGAGAGGAAGAACAGACAAGUGAACAACAAGCCAAGGCGAGGAGAACAGAGGAGCCUACGCUGCAGAGUGUGUGAAUGGAGCAGUGUGCGAGUACAGCCUCCCUGCUGGCCUCCGUCCGGGAGCAGGAGAGGCAGUUUGAGAUGCUGAGUCGAGCUCUGGAGGAGGAGCGGAGGUCGUGUGCCGGCACCUUGCCCCGCCCCCUCCCCAACAUGCAGAACGGCCGCAUUCCUUGUGAUGCAGACCUAGAAAGGCUGACGCUGAACGAGGGUUACAUUAACGGGACGCAUCAUUUCAGGAUGGACCCUGGUCAAAUGAUGCAGGAGACGUUCACAGUGGAGGAACCUCAGGAGUUGCCCCCGGUGAUCUCCGUGGAGACGGGGGAUGAUGGGACCACAAGGCGCACAGAAACCACAGUGAAAAAGGUAGUGAAGACCACCACUACACGCACAGUCAUCCCAUCUGUGUCAGACACUUUGUCUGUGGAUGGCGGUUCGGUUGUCGGGGGAUACACCCCACCCAUGAUGUAUAGGCAGGGCCAAGGAAUGGCGGUCCCCAUGGAGUAUCCCACCCACACUGUGCCCCGCAACUACCACUACGGACCAGCAGGGGGCUAUGAUGAAUACAUGGGAGGACCUCCGUCUGAGGCAUAUGCAAGCCUCAGCAGGGGGGCCCGGAUGGAUGAUCAGUACAGACCGGUCCAUCCAGAUGGUUACAGAACUCUGGAUCCGAACUACAGAGCCCCCAGCAGGAGCCAGUUAGACCCAUAUGCUGCCCAACCGCAAGUUGGGCGGAUGGGAAGUGCAAUGGAGCUAUCCUCCAUUCCUCGCUUUAUCCCAGAUCCAUACGGUCUGGAAGAUGAUCAGCGCAGCAUCGGCUACGAUGAGCCGGACUACGGCAUGGGACAUCCAAUGCACUAUGGCACUGUGCCUCGCAACCAUGGCUAUGCACACGGCCCCCCGCCACGCAGGACUGGGAGUUAUGAAGGUGCUUUAGAUGGAGAUCUGGGUGGUGCAGGAGACUUUUACUAUAGCAGAGGAGCGCCGCUGGCCCAGGGCGAGAGGGGGAGUGUGGCUUCGCUGGACACUCUAAGGAAAGGACCUCCCCCCGGUGGAUGGCGUAAGCCAGAGCUGCCAGAGGUCAUUGCCAUGCUAAACUACAGACUGGACCCUGUCAGGAGCAACGCAGCAGCAUACCUGCAGCAUCUCACCUUUAAGAACGACGCAGUGAAGUCUGAUGUCCGUCGUCUGAAAGGCAUUCCUGCCCUGGUCUCUAUGCUCGACAACCCAAACAGAGAGGUUCACUACGCCGCAUGUGGAGCACUAAAGAACAUUUCUUUUGGCAAAGAUGCCGACAAUAAAAUUGCCAUCAAGAACUGCGAUGGAGUUCCUGCGCUGAUCCGGCUGCUGAGGAAGACGCGCGAUCACGAGCUCACAGACAUCAUCACAGGAACUCUUUGGAAUCUGUCAUCCCAGGAUUCUGUGAAGAUGGAGAUUGUGGACCACGCCAUACACGCGCUCUCUGACGAGGUCAUGGUUACCCAUUCUGGCUGGGUGCGGGGAAGCAACGGCGCUGCUGGAGGCGGCGGGGAAAACGGCAAGCCCAGACAUCUGGAGUGGGAGAUUGCUCUUACUAAUACGGCGGGCUGUCUGAGAAACGUGAGUUCAGAAAGAAGUGAGGCGAGGAGGAAGCUGAGAGAGUGCAAUGGAUUGGUGGAUUCCGUGAUGCACAUCGUCCAGUCCCAGAUCGACUUUAAAGAUGUGAACAAUAAGUUGAUCGAGAACUGUGUGUGUCUGCUGAGGAACCUGUCCUAUCAUGUGCACAGCGAAAUCCCAGGCGCCGAUCGCUACAAGGAAACCCCACCCAUCAACCAGGGCCCCGCCUCCUCAAGUCAGAAGGGUGGCUGCUUCAGCUCCCGCAAGGGCAAAGACGAGUGGUUUUCCAAAGGAAAGAAAGAGGAUGAUCCAGCUGCAGAUACAAUAGACAUUCCAGCAAGGACCAGCCCUGCUAAAGGCUAUGAGCUGUUGUUCCAGCCAGAGGUGGUCAACAUAUACACAAAACUGCUAACGGAGUCCAGUAACCUCACAGUCCUGGAGGCCUCAGCUGGAGCCAUUCAGAACUUAUGUGCCGGACACUGGACAUAUGGACGAUACAUCCGUUCCUUGAUGCGUACUCAGAAAGCUCUCCCUCUGCUGACCGAGCUGCUGGGCCACACCAAUGACCGAGUAGUCCGUGCCAUGUCCGGAGCCCUCCGCAAUCUGGCUAUAGAUGCACGCAGCAAGGAUCUGCUAGGUAAACAUGCCAUACCUGCCCUCGUGGCAAACCUGCCUGGUGGCGGGCAGAGUCAACCUGUGCGAGCUCUGAGCGAAGAGACGGUGGUGUCCAUACUGAGCACGCUCCAUGAAGUGCUGGGAUCCAGUGUGGAAGCUGCCAGAAAUCUCAGGGACUCGCAAGGAAUUGAGCGACUAGUGCUCAUUAAUAAGGACGGUAACCGUUCAGACCGGGAGGUACGUGGAGCUGGGCUGGUGCUACAGACUGUGUGGGGCUAUAAAGAGCUCCGUCGCACCCUGGAGAAGGACGGCUGGAAGAAGACAGACUUCAUGGUCAACUUAAAUCCGCCCAGCAACAGCGACAGGCCCAAUGGACGAUACGAGGACAGCACUUUACCUCUCCUAGAGAAAGGUGGGAAAAGUGAGCGAGAAACCAUCCCAAUGCAUGAACUUGGACCAGAUGCCUACUCAACGCUGGACCAGAGGGGCAGAAAGAACAGUCUGGAUAACACACUUGAAGCGGCUGACCAAGUACAGGGAGGGAUGUAUGGGGAGAGGCAGGCUUCCUUGCCUCUUUUGGAUUCUUACGAUGAAGAACUGAUUGUGUGCAUCUCAAGACGACAGCCUCCUCCAACUUACUGCCCUUGCUGAACCAACAAUGGGGGGGAGGGGACCACUACCAGGAUUUAACUCCCAACAUUUACACUCACUCCUCUCUGUCGCAGCUUCUCUUCUCUCUCUUUCUCUCUGUUACAUUCCUGCAGCAAACACCUGAAUGAACCCGCAGAAAGCGAUGCAGAUCUGAAGCUCUCCCCGCAGAUGACUGUUUGCGACACUAUAACCACUCCCUUUGAGUUUGUGGCCUAUGAAACAACACUACAGUACAGCCAACCAGAAGGACACUAAAAGGCCUCAUUUGACAUGUUUUAAUGUAAACGACCUGACUGGAACACUUUAUGGGGAUGUUUUGAACUCAUAACACUAUUUUGAAAAAAACAAACAAAAAAAACCAAGGGAAUGUAUGUUUUUCUAGCUCUUUGUUCAAAAAAAUUCACAGAGGAUAAUAAUUUCUGUCUUAUUAUAUCUGUUCAAAGCUUUUCCUCUUCUUGAUGUAGUGGUUGAUCCUCUGCGUGCUUUGCCCUGUACUGCUACUUAUCUACAAUGUGCCGUAACUGUGCCAAAAUGUCGAGACGAAUGCAAAAUCUCGGGUAUGCCGCCUGUGUUUUUUAUGUUUGCAUCGCCGACCUCUUUUGGGCAGCUGAAUUUGGUUAAUAUCCAUCAAUAUAAUCAGAGCAAGUGUCUGUAAUAGAUAUGUAUCUGCACAGAGGAAUACAUUUUCUUUUUCCCUUCCUACUUGUCGGAAUGGACAGAAUAGUCCGUAUUUGAAGCGAUCCUUCCGUCAAAUCUUGGGAGACGCCAGAAUUUCCGUCAAACUGGAUCUGCUGGUCUUUAAACCUUCUGAAUGUGCAAGAAAACUGUUGUUAGCACUGAGCUAACUGGAGUGCCUCACAUAUUGGAUGUAUUCUACAUGUUCUGGAAAACCUUAAUGUUUUAACCGUCUCUUACCGCUGCAACUUAUACGUUGGAAAUGCUGAAUUCUGACACCUUUUUUUUGGAAAAAUAAGUGAAUGAAUGCUUCAAAUCUGUUUCUAUGGCACGACGCUCUCAGUUUCUGUUUAUUUCUCAGCUUCUGCCUCAGAACACUACUUGGGAGACAACUCUACGCUGAUAAUUCACCCACAUUUGUUAGUGCCGAGUGAGAUGUAGAUACUGACUGGAUUAUUAAAAGAAGCACUAUAGGGAGAAUGUUUAUUUUUGUUUCAUGAAUUUUUUUUCCCACCUUUUGUUUUCCUUGCCAGGU
Messenger RNA from Cyprinodon variegatus (sheepshead minnow), 4312 nucleotides. It is a transcript of the gene ctnnd1, whose product is annotated as catenin delta 1. The record is from RefSeq and is a predicted model, not a curated record. Gene Ontology annotation, cellular component: nucleus; plasma membrane; adherens junction. Gene Ontology annotation, molecular function: cadherin binding. The coding region runs from base 259 to 3102 and encodes 947 amino acids. NCBI's taxonomy places the organism in Eukaryota, Metazoa, Chordata, Actinopteri, Cyprinodontiformes, Cyprinodontidae. Gene Ontology annotation, biological process: cell-cell junction assembly; cell-cell adhesion. The transcript has 23 exons.